CAUGACAGCUGCUAAUAUGCUCUGUGCUGAGCUCAGCAGGAGAUGGCACUGCUGCCACAAACCAGAGCGCUCCGGCCAGUGGGGAUCAUGCCAGGUGCAGCAGGGAGCACAUGAGGGGGGGGGGGGGGUCAUUAUCCCCAUGAGGGCGGAGCAGAAGGGGGAGGUGGAAAGAACGGGAUGAAACAUUUGAAGCUCAUAUUGACAUGCUGCUCUGAACGCUCCUGUGAGGUAAGAACUAAUAAACCUCACAGCAGUUUGUUUUAUGUUUAUUUGUAGUUUUCUGUUCCAGAGUUUGAAUCUUCAUACUGUAACCAUGUGAUAUGAGGUAAUGUGGCAAUAACAAGCUGAACCAGUCUGUUUAGUUCCACGGUCAGGUGGGGGACAUAUUUACAGUCUGUAACUUUGCAUGUGUGUUCACAUUGCUGAGUUUCAUUGCAUUAGCUGCUGUUAAAUAUCACUUUUGAAACCCAUUUAAAUAUCAUCCUGACAGUUGGACUUAUUCACAAGUUUAUUUCUGAGUUUCUUAGUUUAUUUUUUAGCCACUGUAAAUACCUGUCUGGUCCAGGGUUCACGAUAAUGUAAACAGCACAAAUAUUGAUCUGCUACCACGGAGCAGAAAGCUUCACCGACAAUGGAAUGAUUGCUUUAAAACAUUUAUACAGAUUUUUAAAUAUAUAAACUUUUAUGAGCUCUUCCACCCAGAGGCAAAAAAGAAAACCAGUUUUUCAAUACGUUAACCCGCCUGUAUGUGUUGUCCUGUUGCAGCCAUGGAUGGUGUGUUGGAAGGAGCAACAGUGUUGUGUUUGUGCAAACUGGCCUGCAGUCUCCUCUUCCUGCCCUCCCUGGCUGCCUCGCACAGUUCUGUCAGCUUCUGCUGCUGCUGCCUCCUGGUCUUCACCGACUUCCUGGUCACAGCUUUUUUGAGUUUCCUUUGCAUCUCUGAUUCCUGGCUGACUGAGCUGACCCCACUCGUAGAUGUUGUUGCCCUGCGCUUCCUGAUCUUUCUCAGCCACACAUACGGAGCGGUGCUGCUUCUGACCACACCUCUGAUCGCAGUGGAGACUCUGACCGCACUGCUGGGCCCUAACUCAGUUGUCGCUCACAGGACCGCGAGUCAGACGGAGGGCUCUGAUGGACAACGUUGUUACGUUGGGGAAGUAACUGUGGAAGAGGAAGAGGAGAGUAAAGACAAAAAAACCAAAGAGAAGGUGUUGUCUCUUCAUGCCGUCAGCUACCUCUGCUGCCUGUCGGUGUGGGUCGCCGUCGCCCUCAAUGUCAGGUGGCGAUGGAAGCGGGAGGAAGCGUGGGCUGUAGCCUGCUUGCACUCCACCAACUCCCUCAUGAGAUGCUUGCCCAACCUGUUCAGCCCCAUGUCCAGCACUGUGAAUCCCUGCUGGGGCAUGGCCUUCCUCUCCCUCCUCCUGGUCCUCCUGACCAUGAGCUCAGGUCUGCGGGGUCGACACCGGGCCCCUCCUCUGACGUUAAGGACACACAAAGAGAAACAGGGAGUUAACGAUAACGGUGCCGGUUGCCGGCAAGACCUCGCACCCGCACCGAUCGGGCCCUCCAAGCCUCUGAAUCCUGGGAUGCCGGAGUCGGAGGCAGCACAGUGUGUUGACCCAGAGAAUACAGAGAGCAGCUGCGGCGUUCACAGGGCCUAUUCCCGGAACAGCGUGCAGAUGUCGGCAUAUCACCAUGGAGACUUUGUUCUCCUCUCCCCUGAAUGUGUGUCUGCAGAAGGAAGAGUACAGGAGCACGAAUGGACAAAGAAAUGUAUACCUUUGACAUUCAUCACGGAGGACGUGGACGCACAAAGUGGGUGGCGACAGGGGGGGUUUCCCUGCCCAGGGGUUCAUGUAAUGAUAGGGUUUGUGGGUGUGCUCUCCAUCUUUGUGCUGCCUCUAUACCUCAGCGUGAACAUUCUUCUGAUCAGGACUAUAGAAACUCUGCUGAAGCAGUGUAUUACAUCUUUAGUUUCAUCUGCAGCAAACACAAGGAAUUCAUCCACCUCCCACAAUGAGACACUUGUAUAAAACCAGACUGGUGAGAAACAAUAGUGGACGCUGAUUGGAGGCUAUAUGCAACGGGAUCGCCAGAUUAAUAUUGAAUGUGUGCAGAUGGCAGGUCUACCCGUCAACACUGGCUUGAAUAGAGUCUAAAUAAGCAUUUCUGAGCAUCUUUUCACGCAUGUAGAAAAUAUGCUUACAGCUGCUGAGGAGGCAGGUUGAGGCGUGCUCGGUCGUAAGACACCUAGCUCGACAGAAACAGGUGGCUCGUAGGCCUGUUUUUUAUUGCUCAGAGCCUCAAAAUCUGCAGGGAUUUGUCAUUACUCAAUGUGUUCUAGAACGAGCCGUUCCAAUGUAAAUAAGACGAGUCCAGGGGCAAACAAUGUUUUCAAAAUCUGCUGAUGCUGCAUCCCAUAAACCCUACAUUAAGCAAUGUAAAUAAAUACUGAGUGACUUGAGAGUGUA
Pseudoliparis swirei is the source of this 2471-nucleotide messenger RNA. RefSeq lists its product as uncharacterized. Lineage: Eukaryota; Metazoa; Chordata; Actinopteri; Perciformes; Liparidae. Bases 747 to 2033 code for a protein of 428 amino acids. The transcript is spliced from 3 exons. The record is from RefSeq and is a predicted model, not a curated record.